UGCCGCACUUGCGUGGCGACGUGCGCGUACGUGCCGAAGGGCGUCACACCGUGCGCGUCGUGCGUGUCGUGCGGCGCCGCGGUGGUCGCACAUGCGCUGGCGAACACGUCGCUGCCAGGCCACCCGCGCAAUGCUGCGUCACCACUGGCAGCAGAGGGGUCGUGCGUGCGCAGCUACAGCAGCUACCACGCCGCCCGGGCGCAGUGGGAGGCAUGGCGCCGCGACGACAAGAGUCACCCGGUCGAGUUGUGAGAAACCGCGCGCUUUUCUGUUUUUCGUGGUCGCAUUGUGCCGCCUGUUUUCCUUGA
Trypanosoma grayi is the source of this 308-nucleotide messenger RNA. RefSeq lists its product as hypothetical. The record is from RefSeq and is a predicted model, not a curated record. Lineage: Eukaryota; Euglenozoa; Kinetoplastea; Trypanosomatida; Trypanosomatidae. The annotation marks the transcript as partial. The transcript has a single exon.